Messenger RNA from Corythoichthys intestinalis (scribbled pipefish), 5666 nucleotides. RefSeq names its product toll-like receptor 22 (gene tlr22). Gene Ontology annotation, biological process: inflammatory response; toll-like receptor signaling pathway; immune response. The transcript has 8 exons. Bases 1969 to 4755 code for a protein of 928 amino acids. Lineage: Eukaryota; Metazoa; Chordata; Actinopteri; Syngnathiformes; Syngnathidae. Gene Ontology annotation, molecular function: protein binding; transmembrane signaling receptor activity. The record is from RefSeq and is a predicted model, not a curated record. Gene Ontology annotation, cellular component: plasma membrane.
AGUCUUAUGAUUCCGCUGUCAAAUAAAUUGUUAAUAUCUUUUGGUAUAAAUAUCCCAUACUACAGUGAGGUCAGCUGCGGCUUAUUGUCUCGUGGGCUUAUCUCUGAACAAAUGCCAUUUUCGUGUUAAAUUUAGUGGGUGGCGGCUUAUAGACAGGUGCGCUUUAUGGUCCGAAAAUUACAGGAAUUUUUUUUUUUUUUUAAUUCUUGGUUGGAUUAUAACGGGGCGGCCGUGGCGCAGUUGGUAGCUUGAGUUGUCCUGGGACCGAAGAGUCAGCGGUUCGAUUCCUGCUAUGACUUCCCACUGUUGAAGUGCCCUUGGACAAGGCACUGAACGCCAACUUGCCCCCAAUGGGUUGGCAGCACCUUGCAUGGCAGCAGCCCCAUUGGUGUGUGAAUAUGUGCGUGAAAGGGUAAAUGUGUGCUAAGAUAAAGCGCUAUAUAAGUACACUCCAUUUACCAUGAUUAUACAUGAAUGUUUUAACUAAUUUUUUUUCAUAUUUUUUAAAGAAUUUUUUAUUUUGUGUGUCUAAUUUUUCAAUUUAAAAAAAAAUUUGACUCUAAUUCAGUAAUUUUUUGCAUUCAAGCUUAAUGGACGUCUUUCGCCAUAUUGUCAGGGGCGGGCAAAACUACUGAAUAUUAGAAAAUGUUAAGUCACUUUUUUUCUUGGUGGAAGAAAAGAGUAUUCAUUGAUAUGAUAAUUCAGUGUCUAAAAUCAUUGAAAUACAUAUUCUGACUGCUUGUAAAAUUCUCGGAUUGAAGGGUUGUUCACCUGACUUACAUUUUAUAGCUAAAACACAUGUUUUUAUUUCAACACAGGCACCAUAAAACCAUAGAUUUGUGUGAUUGGGUGCACUUGGCUCACUUUCAUGUCCGCAGUUACAUAUUUCAUAUGCCCCCUCCCAGUCAAAAUUGAUUGGCCAUCUACCACUGUCAAUGGCAGCCAAAGAGUUAACAAGGAAGUGACCCAAAAAUGCCCCAAAGCCCACAGAAAGUAGUCUGGAAAUUAGGUGUGGGAACCUCUUGGUACCUCAUGAUACGAUACGAGUUGCGAUACAAAACUCAUGAGAACGAUGAUCUCCCGAUAUGGCGAUACAAUGAUUAUCGAUACAUUCAGGAAAUCACUCUAUGAUAUUCUGCAAAAAAAACUCAUGCGCAGAAAACCAAGCUAUUUUCACCUCCUGCUGUAAGUUUAUCACUAGUAGACGUCCAAUCCAUUCGAGCUGGGAGGGUGACAGCGAAUUAACGUCUCCCACUUCACAUGAGCUCCUCCCUCUUCUAUGGCCGUCAGUGGAAGCCAACGCAAGCAACGAGUCCACCACCUGACUCGCCGUCCACUUGCUGACCGGCUCCAUCACCAGCGCCAUGGGGGGUAAACUUUCCGCCUCCGGGUAACUCCUCGGAUUCCGCUAGCGUAACGCGGCGUUGGGCUGCGGCCGUCCGUGGCUGCUCCGGAACAUUCCCGAGCUGGCUCGUCCGCCUCCUGGCAACCGGAGACGGCGAGAUGCGGCUCGUGAGCGGAGGCGCGGCGCUCUCCCCGCUCUCUCUCUCUCCUCUGAUGACGUCGCGCACGCGCCUCGUGGGCGGAUCCACGCGCACGUACGUCGCAGAUAGGAUGGAGCGUGGAGGGAAGAUGUCAUCCUCCAGAGGCUCUCAAUCAAAACUGCAGUGGCUCGCUCCCCCUCCCGGACUCUUCACGGGGGACCUCCAAGGUAUUUUGAACUUCAUUUCCCGCCAUUGACGGCGGUAGACGUCCGAUCUGUUUGGACUCAGAAGGGACGGCAGCGUUAAUCGGCUGCGCAAAACAUGCAUCCAUGUGUUACGACAGCAACACUUAACUGUGGAAUUUUUGGCUUGGUGCACCUCACAAGGAACAUGCAGCAGCAAGCACCAGCCGUGAUGAGAACACCACAGCUGCAAAACAGGGAGGUCCUCACUAGAUACUGAACCGGAACAGUUCUGGAAGAAAAUGAAGUUAUUAAGGCUCAUCAGUUUCUUGGACUGUCGAAUAUCCCGCGGCGCCGCCAUUUGUUCGGCCAGCAAACUUACAGCCGUACCUCGGGACAUCCCGGCAACGGUUAAAAGCUUUGACUUGGCUGUGAACAAAAUAUCCAAGAUCCGAGCAGAUGAUUUCACUAAUUACACGUUGCUGUUGCAGUUAGACAUGAAACGAAACAUUAUUUCACAGAUAGGAAAAGGUGCAUUUGCCAACCUGCGUUCUCUCCAAAAGUUAAACCUGAAUAAUAACAGACUGCCGCAUCUUGAAGAAGAUGUUUUUCACGGUUUGAGCAACCUGACCGAGCUAAGAAUAACGAGCAAUUACAUCAAAACUGUGGAUUCUAACGCCUUUAAGCCUCUGAGAAAUUUAAACAUCUUGGACUUGUCCUUCAACAGACUGCAACACUUGAGGACUGUUCACUAUGUAAUACAGCAUCUACCAAAUCUGCAGUUUCUGUUUGUCAAAAAAAUAGGUUUAACCAUUUUCCGGUCCUGGGAACUGACCAACAGCACCUUAAGCCUAGCGUACCUAGAUCUGUCCCAGAAUGAUAUCGAUGUCUUCAGCAUCAGCGCAAAUAUUUUUCAAAAUCUCACUUGGCUGAACAUCGGCGGAGCUCCGAGAAAGCACAAGAUGUUAUGGAAGGUGAGCGAAGAGAAGGCUCUCAGGCGGGUGACCACGCUCGAUAUCGGCGGUCAUCAUUUGGCACAGAAAGACGCCACGGUGCUUUUCCAGAGCUUCAACUUCUCGCUGAGCACUUUAAGAAUGAAUGCGAUGAGAGGCAACCUCAGAGAACUGAUCAACAUGUCCUGUACAAUCCCGACCCUGACUCUUUUGCAACUCAGACGCAAUUCGCUCCGGCUGGUGAAUUCCAGCCUGUUUCAGCCCUGCACGACAGUCACUGAGUUGGAUUUGGGUGACAAUCUCAUUUUUAACAUCUCCAACGACUCCUUCGUAGUCUUUCUUGGUCUGAAGAGCUUGACUCUGAGCCAAAACAGGCUCUCCUUUGUCCCUCCUGCUGUUAGGAAUCUGACGAGACUUCAGGAGCUGGACCUGAGCUCCAACAACAUCAGCUCGCUCGGUUGUCAAGACUUUGCGGAACUUGGCAAACUCCAAGUGCUCGGCCUUUAUCAAAACAAGAUCAGGACGAUAAAGCAGUGCGUCUUUAAGGAUCUGACUAACCUUCGGGUCCUCAAACUGCAGGCCAACCAAAUCACAAAACUGAACAGCGCUUUUAAAAGAUACCUGUCAAAUCUUAGACAGCUGAAAUUGGAUAAGAAUAGACUCACUACUAUUGAACAGGGAGAGUUUGAAGGCUUGCGGUCUCUCCAGAACCUAUCAAUGAUGAAUAAUCAAAUCAGCCAGCUUAAAAUCGGUUGUUUUUUGGGCCUGACAAAUCUGACCGACAUACUGCUGCAAUCCAACGAGAUCCAGGCCACUGACAUAACCGCAGCUGUAUUCAGCGAUCUGGUUAAUUUAAGAAGGUUGUUUUUAUUGGACAAUCGCAUCAAGUUCAAGAACCAUUCAGUAUUGCCGUCGGCACCGUUCUCCCGGCUUUCUAGGCUUGAGGCCUUGGUUAUGGCAGGGCAACACAGCAGAGGCAGAUGUCAAUUCCCUGUCAACUUUCUGCAAGGUUUGACUAACCUCCUCAUUUUUGAUGCCAGGAAUACCCAGCUCUUCCCCUUGCACCAAGACACAUUCACAUACACACCUCGCCUUCAGACGCUCGACAUCAGCUCAAAUGAGCUCACAGAUAUCUCUCCCAGGUUGUUUGAUCCCAUCCAGAACCUCCGAAGCCUUUACAUUUCAAGAACCAGUCUUCAAUCGCUUGAUUUCCUAAAGGACACCAACCUUACCAACCUGGAAUUCUUACAAGCUCGACGGAACCAGUAUUCAGUCAUCACAAAGGAACAAAUGAGCUCACUUCCUGGUCUGGUGUAUUUAGAUCUUCAAGGGAACAGUUUCCUAUGUGACUGCGACAACACCUGGUUUCUCCAGUGGAUGAACAAAACUGAAACCCAGGUUUUUGACGCCUAUAACUUCGUAUGCAACUACCCUCUACACCUCAAGGGUAUGAAGCUUCUGGACCUCGAUGUUGGAUCCUGUUCAAUAGACAUAGAGUUUAUACUCUACACCUCUACCUCGUGCGCCAUCCUUCUGUUUCAGUUGGUGGCUUUCACCUACCAUUUCUUGCGAUGGCAUCUGGCCUAUGCCUACCACCUCUUCUUGGCUUUCCUAAAUGAGAGGAAAUAUCAGGACAAGCAGCCCGAGUGUCUCUAUGACGCCUUCGUCUCUUACAACGCCCACGACGAGGGCUGGGUCUUCAGGGAGUUGGUGCCCAAACUUGAGGAGCAGCAGGGCUGGAAGUUGUGCCUGCACCACCGAGACUUCGAGCCAGGGAAACCAGUCAUUGAAAACGUCACCGAGGCCAUCUACGCUAGCAGAAAGACUAUCUGCGUGAUCAGUCGUAAAUACCUGGAGAGUGAGUGGUGCUCCAGGGAAAUUCAGCUGGCCAGCUUUCGCCUGUUUGACGAGCACAAGGAUGUCCUAAUCCUGGUCUUCCUGGAAGACUUAGAUGUCUGGGAGCUGUCUCCUUACUACCGCAUGAGGAAGUUGCUGAAGAAAUGGACUUUUCUGAGCUGGCCAAAGGCCGCACCAUGCCCCGAUCUCUUCUGGGAGAAGCUCCGGCAGGCCCUGAAGACCGGAGACGAAGCCGGUGGCGAACUGUUGCUCCUCACCGUGGAGGAAAGAGAUGCAUGAACGUGAUGAGGUGGAGGUAAUGAAAGCAGAACUGUGACCGAAAUGGUUCCAAUCUCAAAAUGUUUUCUACCGUGACGCAUACCUUGGAUUUUCCACGUCAGAGGAAGACCAUUUUAAAAAAGUAUUUCUUUUCAGUGUAAAUUUAGCCUUAAAAUGAAUGAAGUGUACAUUUUGAAGAGUAUGCAAGGUUUAAGUUAAUUAUGAGCUUUGCCAAAUAAAGUUGGUGCUAUGAGUAUUCAUAUUCGCAGUAAUAAUCCACUUCCUUUUUGGAUUCAUGUUUUUCUGGGUUGCCACGAUUAAUUGACUAAGGGGUCGGCAACCCAAAAUGUUGAAAGAGCCAUAUUGUACCAAAACAAAAAGUCUGGAGCCGCAAAACAUUAAAAGCCUUAUAUAGGCCUUAUAAUGAAGGCAACACAUGCUGUAUGUAUCGAUAUUAGCUUUAUUAACAUAUUAUCAAAAUGACUAAGUUGGCUAGGAAUACAUAAUGAGCCUUCAUGAUUAAAUGUUUAUUUUCCCUGCAGUGCAUCCUAUAGUGAAUGACGCACCACGUGACUACUCUGUUGUACGAUGCUGCCUCAAGUUUAACUUCACUACAGUAUUAAUGAAUUAAAAGAAUGUUUGUGUGAUGCUUGUCCUCCUAUAGAAACCACAUUAAAACAAAAAAUAUAUUUCCCUCCCACGUCUUUUUCCGUUAUCAAAAAUUUUUGACAAAAGCUCCAGGGAGAAAGCCAGUCGGGGGGGCAACAAGGUAUGUUGUCUCGGGCCUCAGGACCAUAGGGGCCCCUGAAUGACCCUUAUUUAAUUUUACUUUACAUUCACAUAUUUCCUUAUCAUUUAAAUCAUUGUCUGAUUAAAUAUUAUGUUCUACUUGGUACAGUGGGGCAAAUAAGUAUUUAGUCAACCACUAAUUG